AGGUAAACUAUUGUCACGUGACUACUACACGUCAUCCCGGACACGAGAUUAUACCUUAGUUUGCUCUUGCUUUCCUUUGACUACAAGUGCGCGGUGGACAAGAUGUUUAGAAGAGCUUCUUUAUAUGGAGCAUCUGCAACCACUGACAACCCCGAAGAUACAGUCAUUGAAAGUAACCGACGGAUGCUUGUCCAGCAGCUUGCGUGUGACGUCAAGUUUAAGGUUGGGCAGUCGAAGUCGCCGGUAGGUGCCCACAAGUAUGUGCUGAGUGCCAGGAGUGACGUCUUCUUUACCAUGUUCAACGGGUCGAUUCCCCAAAGUCAUGAUGUAGAUGUUCCUGAUACUGAGAUGGAACCCUUCAAGAUAUUCUUACGCUACCUCUACUGUGAUGAAGUACUCAUUGACAUGGACAACGUGUUUUCUGUCCUUUACUGCUGCAAGAAGUACAACGUCCAGUCUCUGUUGACCAAGUGCGUGGACUUCGUCAAGGACAUGAUGUCUGUCGACAACGUGUGUCCCUUGUUCGAACAAGCUCACUUCUUUGGCGAGAAGCAGUUGUACAAGAGUUGUCUCUCUUUCAUUCACCAAAAGGGGAUGGCAGUGUUGCAAACAACCGGAUUCAUUCAGCUCUCGCGCGCAUACGUUUUUGACGUCAUUUCCUCCGACUCUUUGGCUUGUGAGGAAAGCUUCGUCUUCGAGGCUAUGCUUCGCUGGGCAGAGGCGGAAUGUAAACGUCAACACAAACCUGUACACGAUUCGAAUUUGAGGGACAUUCUUGGUGAACUGCUGUUCCAAAUUCGGUUCAGUCUGCUUAACAUGUGGUAUUAUUCUUCAAAGGUUUCUACUCGCAAGAUACUGACAGAUGCUGAAAAGCUGUUCCUUUUUCAGGCAAUGUCAGGCACAGCAGUAGACACAGUGAAGUUUAAUUGUGAAAAGCGAAUGAACGGGCUUUAUUGCUAUUACAGAUAAAAUGUUUAUAUUAUUCCAGAAAGUUUGUGAAACUGCAUCCAGUAAUAUGGAAGUUGGUGAAUGGAAUGUGGACGUUUUGCACUUUAUACAGAGACAUUAGGAUACACUGAUGUUUAUCUUACCUCACAUAUAAAUGUCGCUUUCUGA
This is a messenger RNA of Haliotis rubra (blacklip abalone), 1116 nucleotides long. Its product is annotated as BTB/POZ domain-containing protein 6-like. The record is from RefSeq and is a predicted model, not a curated record. NCBI's taxonomy places the organism in Eukaryota, Metazoa, Mollusca, Gastropoda, Lepetellida, Haliotidae. Gene Ontology annotation, biological process: neurogenesis. The transcript has 3 exons. Gene Ontology annotation, cellular component: cytosol. Gene Ontology annotation, molecular function: protein binding. The coding region runs from base 103 to 969 and encodes 288 amino acids.